Messenger RNA from Salvia hispanica, 2882 nucleotides. The record is from RefSeq and is a predicted model, not a curated record. NCBI's taxonomy places the organism in Eukaryota, Viridiplantae, Streptophyta, Magnoliopsida, Lamiales, Lamiaceae.
CCACAUGAUUCCGUUUUAAUUGAGUGAAUCUCCAGAUUCAUUUGCCUAUGAUGGAGGCGUCCAGCCUUUACUGCGGCUGCUUGUCCGCCUCUAUCUUCGGUCUCCGCCGCCACCACUCCAUCUCACUCUACCAAUUCUCCAAUCGCCGCCGCCUCCGUCUCUGCUGCACCACUCCCCUCCCCGCUCCCGCUCCCAUCAAGAAGAGAAGAAUCACCCGCCGCCGCCGCAAAAUUGUUCAAAAAGAUGAGCUCAAAGAGAGCCCCAAGAACGGAGACCCUCUGGGGCGUCGGGAUUUGGGGAAGGCGGUGGUGAAAUGGAUGUCCCAAGGCAUGAAAGCUAUGGCCUUGGACAUCGCCACGGCGGAGAUGGAGGAGGAGAGUGAGUUUGCUGAGCUGUUGCAGCGUAUGGGCCCUGGCCUCACCUUUGUUAUUCAGGCUCAGCCUUAUCUCAACGCCGUCCCCAUGCCUAUUGGUAUGGAGGUCGCCUGCCUCAAGGCCUGCACUCAUUAUCCCACCCUCUUCGACCACUUCCAGAGGGAGCUCAGAGACGUCCUUCAGCACCUCCAGAACAAGUCCCUCGUCUCUGAUUGGCGCCAAACUAAGUCAUGGAUGCUGCUCAAGGACCUUGCCAAUUCUGCUCAGCAUAGGGCCAUUGCGAGGAAGACUUCUAUCCCCAAAUCUGCCCACGGCGUUCUUGGCUUGCGGAUCGACAAGAUCAGAGACAUUCAGGGCAGAAUCGACGACUUCACCAACCACAUGUCCAAGCUGCUUCGUAUAGAGAGGGAUGCUGAGUUGGAAUUCACCGAGGAAGAGCUCAACGCUAUUCCAACCCCCGACGAGAACUCUGCGAAGCCAAUUGAAUUCUUGGUCAGCCACUCCCAGGCAGAGCAGGAACUCUGUGAUACCAUAUGCAAUCUCAAUGCUGUCAGCACAUAUACUGGGUUAGGAGGGAUGCAUUUGGUUUUGUUUAGAGUUGAUGGGAACCACAGAUUGCCACCCACUAACCUUUCCCCUGGAGACAUGGUUUGUGUGAGGAUAUGUGACAGUAGAGGGGCUGGCGCCACAUCAUGCAUUCAGGGCUUUGUUAAUAAUCUUGGGGAUGAUGGGUGUAGCAUUACAGUUGCCCUUGAAUCCCGUCAUGGGGAUCCUACAUUUUCUAAACUAUUUGGCAAGAAUAUUCGCAUAGAUCGCAUCCAAGGAUUGGCUGAUACACUCACAUAUGAGCGUAACUGUGAAGCUCUAAUGAUGCUUCAUAAGAAAGGUUUACAGAAAAAGAAUUGUUCAAUAGCAGUGGUUUCUACAAUUUUUGGAGAUAAAGAGGAUAUUGCAUGGCUCGAGGACAAUGACGUGGUAGAUUGGGAUGAAGCAGAAUUGAAUGGGUUGUUAGAUAGUGAAUGUUAUGAUGAAUCCCAGAAAAGAGCAAUUGCAUUAGGUUUAAACAAGAAGCGUCCUAUACUUGUAAUUCAAGGGCCUCCUGGAACUGGAAAGAGUGGGGUGCUCAAGCAACUAAUUUCCCUUGUUGUUAGACAGGGAGAAAGGGUACUUGUCACGGCACCUACUAAUGCUGCUGUCGACAAUAUGGUUGAGAAGCUAUCUGAUAUUGGAGCUAACAUUGUACGCUUUGGUAAUCCUGCAAGAAUAUCACCUACUGUAGCUUCCAAAUCAUUGGUUGAAAUUGUAAAUAAUAGACUUGUAGAUUACAAAUCAGAAUUUGAGAGGAAGAAAUCUAAUUUAAGGAAGGACCUUAGUCAUUGCUUAAAAGAUGAUUCCUUGGCUGCUGGUAUACGUCAGCUUCUCAAACAGUUAGGAAAGGCAAUGAAGAAGAAGGAGAGGGAAACAGUACGAGAAAUUCUUUCAAGCGCUCAAGUUGUGCUUUCCACAAAUAUUGGAGCAGCUGACCCCAUGAUUAGAUGCCUUGACUCAUUUGACUUGGUAGUCAUAGAUGAAGCGGCUCAAGCCAUCGAACCUUCUUGUUGGAUUCCAAUACUUCUUGGAAAGCGUUGUAUACUUGCUGGUGACCAGUGCCAACUUGCGCCAGUGAUCUUAUCCAGAAAAGCCUUGGAAGGUGGUCUAGGAACAUCGUUAUUGGAAAGAGCAUCAACAUUGCACGAAGGGGUUCUUGCAACGAAAUUGACAAUACAGUAUAGGAUGAACGACGCAAUAGCUGGCUGGGCUUCAAAAGAGAUGUAUAAUGGACAGCUCAAGUCCUCUGCCACUGUUACUUCUCAUCUUCUUUCUGAUUCUCCAUAUGUCAAGCAAACAUGGAUAACACAAUGCCCCUUGUUACUGCUUGACACGAGAAUGCCAUAUGGAAGUCUUUCUGUUGGCUGUGAAGAACAACUAGACCCUGCUGGAACAGGUUCCUUUUACAAUGAUGGUGAAGCGGAUAUUGUCGUACAACAUGUGUUUUCCUUAAUUUAUGCUGGUAAUGACCUACAAGUUACAAGUGUCUUCUCAUUUAGUUAAACACUUUUGGUUCCAUCUGACAACAUACCACCCACACACUAAGAACUAACAUUGGCAUUCUUAAAUCCCCCAACAAAAUUACUUGGAUAAAAACUUACAGACUGAAUGCUAGAUCACCUAUAUGCUUUUGAAGAAGUCGGGUGCUUUUUGAGGUGGUAUGAAGUGAAAGGUCAAAUAUUUCAAGUCAAUUCUGAAGAUACCAUUAAAAGAUGAUGCAUCAUAGGAUGAGUUUCUCUUGAGAAUGAUAUUUACUUAGCAAUGUAGGGGGUAAAAAAAAACUUAUAGCAUUUACGUAAGGCAAUAGUCGGCAUGAUUAAUCUUUAUUUCCUUUCAAUUAAUUGUGUUACAUGUCAAAGCCAUGUAAAUUGAACUACUUCAUAUUUAAUUCUAUCACACUUUCGAACCUUGAGAUUUUUA